Messenger RNA from Populus nigra (black poplar), 3108 nucleotides. RefSeq names its product KIN14B-interacting protein At4g14310-like. Gene Ontology annotation, molecular function: protein binding. The record is from RefSeq and is a predicted model, not a curated record. The coding region runs from base 209 to 2947 and encodes 912 amino acids. Lineage: Eukaryota; Viridiplantae; Streptophyta; Magnoliopsida; Malpighiales; Salicaceae. The transcript has 3 exons.
UUAUUUGAAAAAUCUAAAUUAGAUGCAUUUCCCGCUCAGAGCAACCCCUCCCCUGCGAGAGAAGUCCAUAAAAUCUAUAUCAUAUUAUUAUAAUUGCGUAGAUCCAUUCCUUCUCUCUCGUUUUCGUCUAAUAAAUCCUCUUCCUCACACAAAAAUUAAUUACAUAACCCUAAACAUCCGUAAUUAAUCUAUCAAACCUCUUCAAUCCAUGUCGGCCUCCUCGGCUCGUCGGUUAAAAGGCCGAAAUGGCGUCGCCGACGCCACAGCAGCUCCAAAACCAACCAAAGCCCUAACUCCAAUCUCAAUCUCAGAUAAAAACCCUAAUUCCACUACUAAAAGGUCGCUCUCCGGCAAAGAGAACCCCGCCAGACCCAACUCUCGGGCCCAGAAGUCCGCAAUUCGGCCAGUGCCACGUGUUGACAAGGCUGCUGUAGGAGAUGGCAGCGAAGGGCGCAUGCGGUGGUCGACGUCAUCGGCCCCAAGAGGUAGGAGUCCAAGCCCUUCUGAAUUUAUUAGGGGUUUUAGGGAUUCUAGGGUUUCCACAGGGGAGAGUGAUAAUCGAGUGGUGUCGAGAGCAGAGAAGAGUGGGAUUAGGGGUUUGAAAGAAAAUGGUGGGUUUAGUGGGGAGUUGAAGAAAAGGAAUGGACUUUGCAAAGGGAAUGAUUUGAGAAUAUUAGAAAGUAAAAAACAGUUACGCGGGCUUAAGGUUUUGAAUGAUAACUGUAAUAAAGAAGUUAACUUGCGAAAAUCAAGAGAGUUUGACUCAAAUUUAGAUUCAAAAGUUGCAAAUGGUGGUAAAUUUGAUAAGGUAUAUGUUGAUAAAUCUGGGUCUGAGGUUAAAUUUGACAGCUUUAAAGACUCUAGUGAGAAAUCUUAUAGUAAAGGUAUGGUUUCGGAGAACUUGAAAGAGAAGGGUUUGAGCGAUGAAGGGAAAGGAAGCAAUGCUGGUGUUAAAUAUCCAAGCAAGCUUCAUGAGAAAUUGGCUUUUUUAGAAGGGAAAGUGAAGAGGAUUGCAUCGGAUAUAAAAAAGACCAAGGAAAUGUUAGAUAUGAAUAACCCUGAUGCAUCCAAGGUGAUACUAUUGAAUAUUCAAGAUAAAAUUUCAGGUAUUGAGAAGGCAAUCGGAAACGAUGCUGGUAGCAGUUCAUCAAAAAGUAGUGGGAAUGAUACUGGAACAAUUGUGGUUGUAGAGAAGAAUGAAAUUGAGAAAGUUGAGAAUGUGAAGAGCCAAGCUAAAGGGUUGAAUACUGAGGAACUUGAAGAAAGACUCAUUCCUCAUCAUAAGUUGCUUAGAAACCGAACAUCGCUGAAGGCACCGAUGGCAAGUUGUCAAAGUCAUAAUGUAUCUAAUGCUGAUGAGUAUGGCUGUGAGUUAAAGGUGGAAGAGAAGUUGUCGAGCCCUAUUGAAGAGAAUCCAAUAGCACUCGAGUUUUUGGAUUCCCUUAGUAAAGAGAAUGGUAAAGUAAUCGUGAGGGAUGCCAAGGUCGAUCUUGAGUCUUUUGAGGUUCAAGAAAUGGGUGAUGGUUCAGCUUCAGGAAACCAAGACUCUUCAAACAUGUUCAAUCCCAAGUGCGAGGAGGACCUUCUUCUUACAACUGACGAAACACUUGAUGAGUUUGAUGAUCAGGAAAAUAGAAAUACAUUCAUAAUUGGCGAGGAAACCGAAGAUACUUGUGUCUAUCAGGUGAAUGAAAUAGGCACCAAAAGUUCAACAGGAGGAUGGUUUGUGUCAGAGGGAGAGUCAGUUCUUACUCAUGAUGAUGGGUCCUGCUCUUUUUACGAUAUUGCUAAUUGUGAGGGGAAGGCUGUAUACAAGCCCCCAGCAGGAGUCUCGCCUAAUAUAUGGAGAGAUUGCUGGAUUAUUCGUGCACCUGGUGCUGAUGGCUGCUCGGGGAGAUAUGUCGUGGCUGCAUCUGCUGGGAAUACUCUUGAUUCAGGCUUUUGUUCAUGGGAUUUCUAUGCCAAAGAUGUGCGAGCUUUUCACAUUGAGGAUGGAGGAACAACUGCCUCAAGAACAGUACUUGGUGCCCUACCCAAUAAUACCACAUCUAGGAGAAAUGCUUUGUCUAGCAUAUUGUUACCAGAAACUCAAAAAUGGUGGUAUAAACCAUGCGGACCUCUUAUGGUCUCUACUGCCAGCUCUCAAAAAGUAGUUAAAAUACAUGAUAUUCGAGAUGGAGAACAAAUAAUGAAAUGGGAGACGCAGAAACCUGUGCUAGCAAUGGAUUAUUCAAGCCCUUUGCAGUGGAGAAACAAAGGGAAAGUGGUUGUGGCUGAGGCAGAAACAAUUUCUGUGUGGGAUGUGAACUCUCUUAAUCCUCAAUCAUUGUUGUCUGUUUCUUUGGCUGGUCGAAAAAUCUUAGCUCUUCACGUGAUCAACACUGAUGCUGAACUAGGUGGUGGGGUUAGGCAAAGAGCAACUUCAGCAGAAGCUGAGGGAAAUGAUGGUGUGUUUUGCACCCCUGAUUCUAUCAAUGUUUUAGACUUUCGCAAUCCAUCUGGUAUAGGUCUCAAGAUACCAAAAAUAGGUGUCAGUGUGCAAUCAGUUUUCACUCGUGGAGAUUCAAUCUACAUUGGCUGUGCCAAUACGAGGCUUGCAGGGAAAAAACAUCCUUGUUCACAAGUGCAACAUUUCUCACUGCGCAAGCAAAGGCUAGUCAACACUUACUCUCUGCCAGAAUCCAAUGCCCACUCGCAUCACUCAGCCAUAACUCAGGUUUGGGGAAACUCAAAACUUGUAAUGGGUGUUUGUGGGCUGGGGCUAUUUGCAUUUGAUGCCUUGAAGGAUGAUGCACUGCAGUCUUUCACUGGCGAUAUUAGCAGUACUCAAAAGGUUAAGGAUGUUAUUGGACCAGAUGACUUGUAUUCCCCGUCUUUCGAUUACUCGGCAUCCUGUGCUCUCCUUAUAUCAAGAGAUCGUCCAGCACUUUGGAAGCAUCUAUUGUAGGUAUUGUUCGUGCCUGAAGCUGGUUUAACAUGUCUAAAAAUAGGACCGUGAAUGUAAAAACAUCCUGUUGUUUAUGUUUUGUUAUCUAUUACAUGCCAUGCUUGAUAUGUAUUUGGGAUUGUUUUCUUAUGAAUACAUUUGGGACAUGUCUCAUUACUAUA